Messenger RNA from Dryobates pubescens (Downy woodpecker), 1198 nucleotides. It is a transcript of the gene SDCBP2, whose product is annotated as syndecan binding protein 2. The transcript has 8 exons. NCBI's taxonomy places the organism in Eukaryota, Metazoa, Chordata, Aves, Piciformes, Picidae. The record is from RefSeq and is a predicted model, not a curated record. Gene Ontology annotation, cellular component: plasma membrane; cytoplasm. Gene Ontology annotation, molecular function: protein binding. Bases 241 to 1134 code for a protein of 297 amino acids.
GUGGGGCUCACCCCCAGCCAAGCGAUGCCCAGGUGCCCGUGCCCAGCACACAGCCACCCCUGUGCCAGUGCUGGGGACUGGUGGAGGUGUGGUGGCCCUGGUGACAUGUCCCUGAGUCACAGUGGGUGACAGAGCCAGGCACGAGAUCUGGGAGGGAUCCCCAGGCAGAGGCACCUUGGCCCUGUGCCACCCUGGCCCUGUGCCACCCUGGCCCUGUCCGCAGGCACAGCCCUGGCAGCGAUGGCAACGCUCUACCCUUCCCUGGAGGACAUGAAGGGUCACCAGAUCCUGCAGGCUCAGGCAGCAGCUGGCAUCAGGACCCCUCCCACCACUGUGGCCAGCGAGAAGCCAAAGCUCAGCUCUGGCACCAGCAGCACAGCACCCCCUGUGCUGUACCCCAACCUGGCAGAGCUGGAGAGCUACAUGGGGCUGGCUCUGUCCGGUGAGGAGAUCCAGAAGAACCUGGAGGAGUCCAAGGCGCUGAGCCCUGUUGGGCACCCCCCAGGGCGGGUGGUUGCCCCCCUGAGCGGGCACAACGCGGGGCUGCGGCGGGCGGAGAUCAAGGCUGGGCUGCGGGAGAUUCACCUCUGCAAGGACGAGAGGGGCAAGACCGGGCUGCAGCUCAAGAACGUCGACCAGGGCAUCUUCGUGCAGCUGGUGAAGGCCAACUCGCCCGCGGCGCUGGUCGGGCUGCGCUUUGGCGACCAGGUCCUGCAGAUCGACGGCAGGGACUGCGCGGGCUGGAGCAGUGCCAAGGCACAGCGGGCACUGAAGAAGGCAAACCCCGAGAAGAUCGUCAUGGUGGUGCGGGACCGCCCUUUCCAGCGCACGGUCACGGUGCACAAGGACAGCAGCGGGCACCUUGGCAUCGUGGUGAAGAAGGGCAGGAUCGUGUCGCUGGCCAGGGACAGCUCUGCUGCCCGCAACGGGCUCCUCACACACCACUACCUCUGCGAGCUCAACGGGCAGAACGUCGUUGGCAUGAAGGAUAAGCAGCUGGCAGAGGUGCUGGCAGGGGCUGGCAACGUGGUGACCCUGACGGUGAUCCCGGAGGUGAUCUUCGAGCACAUGGUCAAACGGCUCUCUCCAGGGCUGAUGAAGUCGUCCAUGGACCACUCCAUCCCUGACCUCUGACGUGGUGGCUGCCAGCCUGGGGGGGCACAUGCCAGCGUGGGCAGCCCCUGGAAGCUCAGAGGUC